Messenger RNA from Erigeron canadensis, 1848 nucleotides. RefSeq names its product probable xyloglucan galactosyltransferase GT12. The transcript has a single exon. Lineage: Eukaryota; Viridiplantae; Streptophyta; Magnoliopsida; Asterales; Asteraceae. The record is from RefSeq and is a predicted model, not a curated record. Gene Ontology annotation, molecular function: glycosyltransferase activity. Bases 35 to 1846 code for a protein of 603 amino acids.
UAUAUGAUCAUGAAAUUUGUAUAAAUUAAAAGAAAUGGAUCAAACGUCCAAAUGCCGUUGGAAAAUCUGGUUGGUAAUAUGUUUAUUCUUCAUUUGUUGGUAUUUCAUGAUUCAUAAUGUUAAUUGGUACAAUCUAUCUUCUCCUAGACCCACAUUACGAUCACAAGAAUCAAGCCCGACCGUCGAAAUUUCGGAUUCGAACACGACUCGUAUCGUUGCCAACGACGAGAACAGGAAUCAUGGUUACGAUGGAGGUGAUCAGAUCGAUUGGCUUCAUGACGUAGAUCAAAUGCGGGCACUCGAGAAGGAAUUGGAACCUUUAAUUGAAGAGUUAAAACCGAAACCGUAUAAAAGGGUGAAGGAAAGGGCGAGGGAGAAAGACGAUAUCGAGGAGAAACGAAAACCGGGAUCAGAAGAUGAUGAAAAGAGAGUAAACGAGACGGUUAUCGACGAGGUCGUUGAAGAAAUGGGGAAAACCCGAAGGAGGAACCGAAGGAAUAAACAUUCGUGUUCGGGUCGGUAUAUUUACGUCUACGACCUUCCGUCGAGGUUUAACGACGAAAUACUCGAGGAUUGUCAAGCGUUUAGUAAAUGGCAAAAUAUGUGCCCGUAUGUAGAUAACAACGGGCUUGGGCCAAAUCUUGAGAACCUCCAGAGGGUUUUCUCGAAAUCCGGGUGGUAUUCAACUGAUCAGUUUAUGUUAGAAGUCAUUUUUCGCAAUCGGAUGAAGCAAUACGAGUGCCUUACAAACAACUCAUCGAUCGCUUCAGCUAUAUACGUCCCAUAUUACGCGGGUCUUGAUGUUUGGAGGUACUUAUUUGAUAAUAAUACCUCGUCUCGCGAUGCUUUGGCUCUCGAUUUGGCUGAAUGGUUACGUGAACAACCCGAGUGGAAGACAUCAUUGGGUAAAAACCAUUUCCUCGUCGCGGGGAGAAUAACUUGGGAUUUUCGUAGGGGAUCCGACGAUGGCGAUGCUUGGGGAAACAAACUAAUGUUACUACCCGAGUUCACAAACAUGACGAUUUUAACUAUUGAAAAGAGCCCUUGGAAUAGUAAUGAUUUCGGGAUCCCUUACCCUACAUAUUUCCACCCACAAAACGAUAACGACAUCGCUGAGUGGCAGUAUAAAAUGAAAAGACGGCGAAGGAGAGCUCUGUUCUCCUUCGCGGGCUCUCCACGCCCAAACUUGGAGGAAUCAGUUCGCGACGAGGUUAUCAAACAAUGUGUUGAAUCAAGACGAAAAUGUAGAUUACUACAAUGCUCACACGAAAAUCCAAAGUGUUAUCAACCUAUCGAUGUGAUGAGACUAUUUCAAAGCUCGAUAUUUUGCUUACAACCUCCGGGCGAUUCAUACACACGAAGAUCAACUUUCGAUUCCAUUCUCUCGGGCUGCAUUCCUGUUUUCUUCACCCCUGGGUCAGCGUACGUGCAAUAUCUAUGGCAUUUACCUAAAGAAUUCGACAAGUACUCGGUUCUUAUCAACGAGGAAGAUGUGAAGCAUAAGAAUGUUAGCAUCGAGAGGAUUUUGUCACGGAUUCCGCCCAAGAGGGUUUCGGAAAUGAGAAAUGAAGUGAUCGGGCUGAUCCCGAACGUGGUUUAUGCUGACCCGAAGUCGAGAUUGGAAAAAUACAAGGAUGCAUUCGAUCUAAGUAUCGAUGGGGUUCUUGAAAGAAUUGGGAAUAUUAGUAGCAACAACACAUCAAGUGUUGAUUUUGAUGAGAGAUAUAGUUGGAAACACUUCUUGUUUGGAUCUGUAGAUGAACAUGAAUGGGAUCAUUAUUUUCGUUAUUCCAUGAAUUCAAAAGUGAAACUAGCAGAAGAAGUUGAAGCUAAUCAAAAUAGAUAAUU